This is a messenger RNA of Acanthosepion pharaonis, 657 nucleotides long. The record is from the annotation of a GenBank genome assembly. Lineage: Eukaryota; Metazoa; Mollusca; Cephalopoda; Sepiida; Sepiidae.
AUGAAUAUACGCUGUUGGAGUUCGUGGGGGUUCCCUUUUUUCGUACCUCGACAUCCAACUCCUUUUGCAAAAGCUAACCUUGCCGAGGCCAUUAAUUGUGGAACUCCUGCCUGUCGUUCUCGCCUCUCUUUUCCUUUCUUUCCUUUCUCUUUUUCCUUUCUUUUCUUUUUUGCCCUGGUAAAUGGUGCCACAUAUCUAUCUAUCUAUCUAUCUAAAAUAAAUCAUCUUUUCUUUCUAUCUUUACCGUUACCUCAUCAUUUUUCUGUUAACUCUCUCGACCCCCAACUCUCAUACAAUUCCAUAAUAUCUUUUUCUCCUUCUCUUUUUAUACUUUUCCUCAUCUUAUCUACUUUCCAUUUUCUUUUCAAUACCGUUAUUUCCUCAUCCCCCUCCUCUCACACCUCCUCCUCCUCUCACACCUCCUCUUCCUCUCACACCUCCUCCUCCUUCCACGCCUCCUCCUCCCCUACUCCCACGCCUCCUCUUCCCCACUCCUCCUCCUCCUAUCUUUACAUCCACUUUUUUUACGACUUUUCCGCUUGUCAUGCUUUCCAUAAUAACAACUACACGGACGUUAUUAAUCUUGACACAAUUAAUACACUUAAAAUAUCUAUCUAUCUAUCUAUCUAUCUAUCUAUCUAUCUAUCUAUCUAUUGA